ACUAGAAGCCUCAACGAUAUUUACGGCUAUCUUCCAACGUGAACAAAAUUAAAGUGACACUUGACAUACAAGGCACAUAACAUUACAUGUCGGCCGCCGGCCAUUGCUAUCAUGUCAUAUACAUCCACCACAAUAUAUAGCUAACCAACCAUCACCAUGCACUAAAUAUGUAUAUCAUGUCAUUGGCUUAUAAACCAAAAGGAGACAAAUUCGAAUAUAAUACCGAGAGAGGGAUAUAAACAUCAAGUUAGUGAGAGAAAGAUGCAUAACAGAACAAAAUGAAGAGAGGAAAAAAAAAAAAAAAGGCCCCAUAAUCCAAGUGGGUAAAUGGAACCAUGUGCGCUCAUAUGCUGGUUGGUCCUUUUGUAGCCCCACGAAGCCUCCUUUUCACCUCCAAAACUCAUGUUGAAAAUGAAAGAGGCUAUAAACUUAUUAUUCAAUUGCAUUAUCUCUCGCCAUCCCUAAUUUAAUUAAUAAUAUUCAUAUAUAAUUUUAUUAAAGGUUGAUUCUUCAAGUCUCCUCCAUCUUUACACCUCCCAUUGCCAAUAUUCUCUCUCUCUCUUUCUUUUCCCAUUUCCCUCUCAUCAUCUCUCUUCCUUAAAUUGCCCAAUCACAUUAUCCCUCUCUAGAUCUCCUGUAGUUUUGGGGUAGUUUUGAAGGAUAGACAGUGUUGUCAGAGUUCACAAACUAAAUUCUCUCCUCUUUGUCCUGGUGGUUUGUGAGCAAACUGGACCCCUUUGUGUCAGCAGAAAAUCUCCUAUCUUGUUCAUUUGUCUUUCCUCCUAAAAGUUCACCUCUAGCUUUCUAAUUUCAAGUACCCCCAAGCCCAACUGAACUCUUCCAUCAAACCCUAAUUUUGUUUCCCCCUACAAACAUAUAUACAUAUAUAGAAUCCCAUGAAUUCUCCCAACCCUAAUUCACUGAAGUAUAGGUUCACCAAAGGCUUGCUCAAAGCCCUAGCCAGAAUAAACAAGCAUCAACCCAGAUCAUCAUCAUCUUCUUCAAGAGAGAUCCAGCGACGAUAUAGGAGAAUUAAGAAUGCUGCAUAUGCAUCCAUGGCUUGUGCUGUAGGGACAAGAAGAGCUUGGAGCCGGGAGUUGCUAUGGAAGAUCCGAAACCAAGCACGAAAUGGCGGAGUUUUGAGGAGAAUUGGUACUACUACUACUAGUACUCACUACCCCAUGAAGAAAAGAUCUCAGAAGAAGCCGGUUGUGGCGGGUUUAGGGCGAGUUGAUGAGCUGCGGAAGGUUAUACCGGGCGGUGAAGGCAUGGAUACUUGGAGCUUGUUGGAGGAGACAGCCCAUUACAUGAAGUGCCUUACCACACAGGUAAAGGUCAUGAGGACAAUUGUGGCAAUUUACUCUACUACUUGAGUGUUGACCCUAAAUCCCUUACAGGAACACAAAAAAAUACGAAAAAAGAGAUGUAUAAUUAUUAUGAACUUGAUCUGGAUAUGGUAAAAUAAAAUAAAAGUGAAAGAGGAUAUACAAGGAGGAUAUAUAUAUAGGUAUGAAGAACUACUCUUAUUUGUAAAAUUGGGGAGAUGUAGUGAUGUUAAUUAUUACUUAUGUUCUUAUAUUUUUGUGUGUGUGUAUAUAUAUAUUCCAAUCGCGUUUUUAGUUAUCUUAA
This is a messenger RNA of Prunus persica (peach), 1629 nucleotides long. Its product is annotated as transcription factor IBH1. Gene Ontology annotation, molecular function: protein dimerization activity. NCBI's taxonomy places the organism in Eukaryota, Viridiplantae, Streptophyta, Magnoliopsida, Rosales, Rosaceae. Bases 897 to 1373 code for a protein of 158 amino acids. The transcript has a single exon. Gene Ontology annotation, biological process: regulation of DNA-templated transcription. The record is from RefSeq and is a predicted model, not a curated record.